AUGGAUCCUGCUGGCCAGACCCCCGCGGGGACCCUCCCCAGGGACGAGAGCCCCGAGAUGGAUCUGUCCCACCGGUUCUCCAAGGCAGAGCUGGACCAGCUCUAUGAGGAGGUUCUCUACACCAUCCGACACCGCCUGGGCAAGCCCGAGCCCCACCAGGUUGCAGACUCCCAGGAGCUCUACUCCUACGUGCAAAAGGCUUUCGGCAUGGAUGCGAAGGAGCACAGUGUCAUCAUGCAGCAGGUCAUGGAACUGGAGAGCCCAAUUUACUGCCUGAAAGCAACUGUGAAGGAAGCCAAGGGGAUUUUGGGCAAAGAUGUCAGUGGCUUCAGCGACCCGUACUGCCUGCUGGGCAUCGAGGCCAAGAGCCAGGAGCCAGCCCACCCCGACCACAGGAAGAGGAUGAAGGCUGUGGUCAAAGACCUCAUCCCUGAAGACCAGAUCCAUCGCACACAAGUCAUAAGCCAGACCCUCAGCCCGGUGUGGGACGAGACGUUUAUCCUGGAGUUUGAAGAUGUGGAGACAGCCAGCUUCCACCUGGACAUGUGGGACUCGGACGUGGUGGAGUCGAUGCGGCACAAGCUGGGGGAGCUGACGGACCUCCACGGCCUCAAACGGAUCUUUAAAGACGCUCGCAAAGACAAAGGGCAGGAUGAUUUCCUGGGAAAUGUGGUCCUUCGGCUGAAGGACCUGCACUGCUGGAAUGACCAGUGGUACCAGCUGGAGCCACGGACCGAGACGUAUCCCAACCGGGGAGACUGUCACCUGCAGUUCCUACUGACCCACAAGAAGAGGGCCACCACGAGCAGCCGGACACAGCCGAGCUACACUGUCCAUCGCCACCUCCUGCAGCAGCUGGUGUCCUAUGAGAUCCUUCAGCACCAGGCUGGGAGCAUCUCCUGGGAUGGGGAGCUGAGCAGCCACGCCAGCACCGUGCUGUACCUGCACGCCACACAGAAGGAUAUCUCUGACUUCCACCAGGUCAUGGCGAAGUGGCUGGCAUACAGCAAACUCUACCAGAGCCUCGAGUUCAACAGCAACUGCCUCCUGCACCAGAUCACCAGCAUCGAGUACCAGUGGGCACAGGAGCGCCUCAGGCCAGAGCAGAAAGCUGAGCUGGCCGAGUCCUUCCAGUCCUUGCUGACCUACGGGGUCUCCCUCAUCCGGAGGUACCGCAUCAUUUUCCCCCUCUCUGUCCCGAGGUCCAAGGAGAGGCUCCAGUCCCUGCUCCGGGUCCUGGUCCAGAUGUGCAAAACAAAAGCUUUCCACGAGUUGUGCACGCUCAGCCCCGACCUGCCCCAGAUGAUCUCCACGGCACUGAAGUCAGGCACGACAGAAUGGUUUCACAUGCAGAAGGAGCACCUCAAGCCCAUAGUGAAGAGCAUGGAGGAGAAUGGAAAAGCCUUGUCCAGACUCCUCCUGGAGGUGAUAGAAGAUCUCCAGCAGUGCCACAAAAUCUGGAAUAAAUUCUUCAUUAACACCUUCAAGUUGAAUAUCUUCUCCAUUGCCUACCUGGAGCUGGAGAGCCUGGUUGCAGAACAUGUCCAGGAGCAACUGCACGAGGUCGACAGCAGCAUGUCCAAGCCCACAGCUGAGAGCCUUUUCCAGCUCUACAUGAACCUGCAGGAGCUCUAUCGGAUGAAGGACUUCCUCCCGAGGAGGGAUGGACCUCUGGCUCUGAGCAAUUUCCACCAGUGGUUCAAGGAAGCUGUGCCCCAGUGGCUGCAAAAGGCCUACAACACUGCACUGGAGAGGGCUCAGAGAGCUGUCCAGAUGGACCAGCUGAAGCCUUUUGGGGAGCACAACAAGCACAGCACCUCCACUGUUGACCUGUCCACCUGCUACGCCCAGAUCGUGAAGACCUGGCAGCAGCUCAACUGGCCGGACCCCGAGGAAGCCUUCAUGAUCAUGGUGAAGCUCGUGGAGGAUAUGUGCAAAAUCUCCCUGAUGUACUGCCGGCUCAUCAAGGAGAGGGCUGAGGCUCUGUCCCUGAGUGAGCAGAAUGAGGGCGAAGCAGCCAACAGGCUCUGCAUCGUGGUGAACAACAUCAAGCAGCUGCGGGUGCUGAUCCUGAGGCUCCCGACGCAGCUGGACUGGGCGCAGCUGGAGCAGCGCACGGGGGCCGUCAUCGACCGGCAGCAGAUCCAGCACACGCUGCACCACCAGCUCGACAGCACCGUGUCCUGCCUGGACCACGAGGUCCGGGACGUGGUGCAGGCCCUGGCCACCAAGCUGGAAAAGGGCAUUGCCAGACAUAUCCAGGAGCUCUCAUCUUCUAAUAACACCAAGGAGCCUGAGGAUUCCAUCAUCCCACUCAUGAAGUUCCUGGAGUCGGAACUGCAGUAUCUCAACGAGCAUCUGGUCCAGGAGAACUUCAAAAGCCUCCUCACUCUCCUCUGGCACCACACCCUGUCUGUGCUCUCGGCAGCAGCAGCACCACAGGUCCCCUCAGCCCAGCACUACAAGAGGCUGCACUGUGCCCUGAAGAGCCUGGAGCUGUGCUUCUACGGCGAGGGCUGUGGGCUGCCACUGGAGAUCCUGCACACUGCAGCCUUCCUGUCGCUGGAGACCCACCUGGCCCUCUGCUCCGCCAGCAGCCGCAAGCUCAUCCAGAAAUACUUCAGCAACAGGAUCAAGCAGCAGCUGGACACGAGCUCGGAGAAGUUUGGGGCCGUGACGAUCAAGGCUCUGUACCGCCCUUCGGAGCAGAAACUCCGUGUGGAAGUGCUCAACGCUGCCAACCUCAUCCCUCUGGACUCCAACGGCUCCAGCGACCCCUUUGUCCAGCUCACCCUGGAGCCCCGGCACGAGUUCCCCGAGGUGGUGGCCCGGACCACCCAGUGCAAGAGGAACGAGCUGCACCCCCUCUUCGACGAAGCCUUUGACUUCUUGAUCCCCCCGGAGAAGUGCCGGCAGGAGGGGGCCUGUCUGCUGCUGACCGUGUUCGACUACGACACACUGGGGUCCAAUGACCUGGAGGGUGAAGCCUUCUUCCCCCUCUGCCACCUGCCCGGCCUCAAUGAUGAUGAGGACAAGGCUGACAUGGGACGGGUGCCCCAGACCCGCCUCCCCCUCACCCACCCCAAACCCAAUGGGGACGAGAUCCUCCGGCUGCUGGAGUCCAGGAAAGGGGACAAAGAGGCUCAGGCCUUUGUUAAGCUCCGUAAGCAACGAGCCAAGCAGUCCAAGGAGACACAGUCCAAGGAGGCAGAGUGAGGGAGGCAGAAGAAGAGGGUCCUGAAAUGAGGGGUCUGGCCAGUGGAUCCCAGGAGAUUUGUGGUGCUGGAGCAAGAGCCAUCCACAGGGAUUAGGGGGGACAGAGAGGACCUCCGUGCCCCCCAUCACCUCCCAGCACCCAUCUCACCCCCACCUUUGGGAAGCAACACUCCCAUGAGCCUGGGGAGGGUGGGCACAUGGAUUUCAGGGGAUUUCUUCGCCUGUCUGGACUAGGAACACUACAAGAGGGAUGUGAAAGACUGUGACUGUCCCUGCCUGUUCCUCAGGAGCUUGUCACUGCCUGUGCCACAUCUCCUGGCCCUGUUCCCAACCCUCCUGCCUGCAACAGGCAUCAGGGCAAUGCAAACACAUCCAAGUUGAUUCAGUCUGAGUGCAACCAUGUCCAAAGCUGCCUUCAUUUUAUUUUUUUUUUUACUGUUUUAAAUCUUUUUUCCCCUCUUUUUCUUGUGGAUAAGCCUCUUAUUUUAAAUGAAAAGCCACAAAGCUGAUGCGUGGGUUGAGUCUGUGCAGUGGCUCUGUGCUGAGGGCAGCUGUGGCAGCAGCACAGCGGGGUGGGACAAGGCAUUUGGGAUGUGGUGGGAGCUACUGAAAUGUGUAUAGUUCUU
Chiroxiphia lanceolata (lance-tailed manakin) is the source of this 3842-nucleotide messenger RNA. RefSeq names its product unc-13 homolog D (gene UNC13D). Lineage: Eukaryota; Metazoa; Chordata; Aves; Passeriformes; Pipridae. The record is from RefSeq and is a predicted model, not a curated record. The coding region runs from base 1 to 3216 and encodes 1071 amino acids. The transcript has 32 exons.